Messenger RNA from Anastrepha ludens (Mexican fruit fly), 1082 nucleotides. RefSeq names its product cuticle protein 8 (gene Cpr30B). The record is from RefSeq and is a predicted model, not a curated record. The transcript is spliced from 2 exons. NCBI's taxonomy places the organism in Eukaryota, Metazoa, Arthropoda, Insecta, Diptera, Tephritidae. Bases 319 to 681 code for a protein of 120 amino acids. Gene Ontology annotation, cellular component: extracellular matrix.
GUUGCAACACAUAAUGCCGCGCAAGUAAUUAAGGUACUCAAUCGAAAAUUGAUUUCUCAACAGCUUAACUGGAUGUGUCGAAACAGUCAUUCAAUAAAAACACGCACACACAAAAAUUGGUUUAGAGGAAGCUGUUGCGAAAUGUGAGAUACGCAGGCAUAAACAGCUGAAGCUAAGCUUAUUGGCAUCCGCGCAGAUGAUGUAUAAAUAUACGCCCAGGAUGCCAACACACAAUUAAUCUUUGCUCGCAUUCUACAGCGUUGACUUCACGGACUACCCUUUGUGCCAAGUUUGUGCCAUAUUUAGACAAUUGAGACAAUGUUUUCCAAGUUGCUUAUUCUCGCCAUAGCUGUACUGAAUGUGCAUGCCUUAGUUGAACUUAGGGAUCUGCAUGAAGAGCACGGCCCUGUCGCCUAUGAGUUCCAGUAUGCCGUACAUGACCCGCACACAGGCGACAUUAAAUCGCAGAGGGAAGCGCGUAAAGACGAUCGUGUUGAAGGCGUUUAUGAACUGAUCGAUUCCGAUGGUCAUCGUCGCGUGGUGCAUUACAAAGCGGAUGAUCAUAACGGCUUCGAGGCAGUUGUGUCUCGUGAACCCACCAAUAUUAAAAUUCCCAUUCCUGAGGUGCAUCAUAAAUUAAUUGCCACCAAAAUCUUGACCCCAACAUUGCUGCAUCAUUAGAACGUAGGAGAGAGACAAAAAAUCCACCAUAGAAGUACCCGAUAUGACAGAUAGUCAUAUGGGAAAGUGUAGGAAUCUCGGUCAGUCAUGGAAAAUCGUGUAACUCGUUGCAUUUACAGCUAUUUACUCACAUAUGCACAUAUUUUCUUAAGCCAUUCAUUUGUUAGAAGUUAAGUUGCAUCUGUACAGUUAGUUUUUAAUAUACUUUUAAAAUGUGAAUGAAUUCCAUUUGUGCCAUUCAACUGUAAUGAUAUAAAUAUUUCGCCUAUCACCGGUAAAUAUUCAUAAAAGUACAGACAUAUAAAUAUAUAUAAAGUAUAAAUAUUUACUUGUAAACAGAAAAUAACAGCAGAAAGUUUUGCCUCUAGGGAUAGAAUAUAUGGAGAUAUUUACUUAUGCAU